UUUAUAAUUUGACAACGAUUACAAUCAAUACGUAGUGAAAGUUUUGCGAUAAAAUGAAAUCUUCGCAAAAGAAGAAACGGGAAGACGCUGAGGACGACGACAUCAAAGAAGAAUUGGUUCACACAUUUUCGUCCGUUGAUCUCAUAGUAAUAAGAUAUCAGUCUUUGUUUGUUGGUAUUUUGCUGUUUGCGACAUGCUUUUCGUUUUACGUAACCACAGUGAACUUCGUCUACGCCAUCACUGUGGAUGAGCCUAUGGUGCCAAGAGUAUUUGGCGAAAGCAUGAUGUACGUAUAUGUUUUCGACCUUAUUCACCUGACUGACAUUUUUCUGGUCAUGAUUUUCUACAAGACAAAACCGCUGGAACUGCAUCGCGUGUACGAUGUGACACCGCCGUGGAUGACUCUGGUGCGAUUUUUGAGUCUGCUUCCGUUUGACGGGGUCUAUUGGAUAUUUACCAAAGCAAACAUGCACGUUCUCCACGCGUUAAGGCUGCGAUACGUGAUUCGAAUGUUGACAUACAACGAAUAUUUCAGCAGAAUAAAACUGAGUAACAACAGUUUGUAUAAAUUACAAGCAAUUUUGCAAUAUGCAAUGGUGGCCAUGAUAGCAACGACAGCCACUUCGUGCUUCCUUUAUUAUUACUAUUGCAAAAACAACAAGUACCACUAUGUGUGCCAGUAUGGCGAUACGCACUCGUUAAGAUUGUCGUUUGAACAUGUCACAACUACGGUAAUUCAACGUGGGUUUCAACACAGGGCGUUCAUGAUGGAUCUGACCGACGUCGUCGUCUACAUGGUCAGUUAUUUGUCGUUUCAGAUAUUGUUCGGGUACACCAUCGGGGCCGUGACCGUUGGGACGUAUCUGACUAAGUCGAGGAAAUACUUUUUCGGCGUGCUCGUCAACAGGAUAAUGUCCGUGGUGAACGAGUCUCGUAGCGAAGACACGUUAACGAGGAGGACUAUAAAGAGUACGGUGGCGACCUAUUGGAAAAUGCGCGGUCACGCCGAACUAUCCGAUCGGAUGAAAGAGAAACUACCUCAGGGUAUUAUCAACGAUCUUUACUUGGACGUAUCGUGGUACGCCCUCAGACACUCGCACCUUUUCAGGGAUCUGGAUAUCGAUUUCUUGAGGUUCGUAGCUAGUUUGAUGCAGCAUUGGUAUUUUGCGCCGGGAGAGAUCGUGUAUCGACGUGGCGUUUGCAAACGACGAAUGAUCUACGUAGUGUCCGGUGUGGUUCAAAUAUUAUCCGAAGAGGACGGAGAAACUCCGAUAAUUUCGUUUUGUGGAGGCACCGUACUAGGAGAGUCUUGUUUGUUACAAGAUUAUCCGGCUUCUUGUACAGUCAUCUGUCUUACGUACUGUAUCGUCCACAUACUCGAGUGUAAACAGUUCGUAAAAUGUAUCCUGAAAUAUCCCAAGUAUUACAGAAGUUUCCACGGUAGCAUUCAGCAGCGUUAUAAGGAAGCCAAGAUGUAUAAGAAAAUUGCGAAUUACCAGACGAAAGGAUUGGACCAUCAGUUGUCGUUUAUAGCAUUGAAAUACGUGAAGACGGCCGUGCAACGUUUGAGCGAGGGCAAGGAGAUGCAGGACGAGGCAGUUGAAGAGAUGCACGAUCACGAAAUCAGAAAAACGAACGAGAUACUGAGAUCGCUCGUCUUCUGUCCGAAAUACUUGGAUCUCUUGGUGCUUGCUGACGAAAUGGAUUUGGCCAUUGACACAACGUUCAUAAGGCAAUCGUUUCCACACGUACUGAAACCGGAUUCGUUUUUAAAUUAUUUAUGGCAGAGAUGGAUCGCCAUAGUGGUUCUUUGUUUAAUGAUAACGUAUCCUUAUUACGUCUCAUUCGCUCCGGGAUCCUUGUACUACUUCUACAUACUUUAUCUGGUCACUUUUGUGUGGUUUUUAGAUAUUUAUAUAAAACUGAAUACCGCGACCAUUUCUUCGAACGUUUGGGUGACGAAAAUCGGCGACAUCGUCUGGUUGACCGUCUUCACGUUCCAAUUUUGGAUGGACAUUUUCGCCGUUAUCCCGUUCGAAUUGAUCGUGCAUUUUCACUUUCACAUCAACAAUCAGACCUAUCUGCUCUUUAUGAUGAACAGGCUCGCGAAGUUCAGACACGUGAACAAUUUGUUCGAUUAUCGAUACAAAGAAUUGGUGCCACUUAAGGUUUUAGUGUACACGGUGCUUUUGCUGUUCUAUUGCUCUUCGCUGUUUUAUUUAUGCGUGUGUUUUAAUCAGGUCUGUCCUGAGGGAGCCCCUUUUACCGACUUGUUCAUCACAUUCCAGGGAAACGAGCUGUUCGCCGCCAUUUUCUACGGCCAUCAGAUAACCACUGGGUUUUCGCUGACAACGCUGAGCACCCAAACGGAAAGCAACAUUUACUAUCUCAUAUAUAUAUUCACGCUUCUCUCGAUUGUCGUUUAUUUAUAUUCGAUAUCCCAGUUGAUUUGUUAUUAUUUCUUCUCCAUGAUCAACUUUAUGAUUUUAAGCAAUCGCAUAGAAAUGAUCUGCAUGGCUUUGAAGAAGUACAACCUGAGUAAGAAUUUUACCAACAGGGCGAUAUCGUUUUAUCGUAACAACUGGUCGUUCAAUAAGGCGCGAUUUUUACUUUUGAAAAUACGCGUGAUUCCCGAACUACCUUUUGACCUUUACAAAAAUGCCAAGUUCAACCAGCAAUACAAAUUUGCCAUGAUGUUCCCCCUACUUAGAGACUUGCCGAAGAAAUUCUUGUCCGAGUUCUGCGUGUUCAUGUCCACGAGCAUCUUCCAUCCCAACGAAGUGAUCAUUUACAAAGGGGAAACUGCCAAGGAGUCUUAUCUGAUAAUGAACGGCUAUUGCGAAACAACUGACGGGGAUGUUAAGAAGUCUUUGAAACCUAAAGAUAGUUUUGCCGUAAUCGAUUGCUGUUUUGGCCUUCCGUCUCCUAACACCGUGUACUCGGUGAGCCACGUCGUCUGCUUAACGUUCAAACACGACGAUUUUCAGCGGGUUCUCAGUCAAUUCCCGAACCUGGUGGGACGGAUGAACAAUUUAAAAAAGCACAUUGUUAACGAACGGUUCAUGUACAAAGAACAUAACGAACGUUUCGAGGUCACUUUCACUUCUGGUGAGGAAAAAAGACCAAAAUCUGUUUACGUCUUCAAAUACAAAGCGAACGAAGGAUCGCGCGAUUGGUUAGAGUACCAUUUACCGUUUCGGAAACGGAAACGGUUCUACUACAUCCAAUUCUUCCUCAUGAGAUGCACGUUCGGCUGUAGUGGACGGUUAGUUUACGUUUGGGAAAUCAUUCGAGUUUCUUUGGCUUUAAUAACGGCGUUCGUGGCGAUUUUGCCGGGUGUCGGGUACUGCAAGCACUGUCGAUACUGGUACGUGCUUCUCGUUUCGGACCUGAGCGCGUGCAUGGACAUUUAUUUCCGUCAUCACGUCACCUAUUACAACAAACAUAACGUACACGUGACGCAUCCGUUGAAAACCGCAAUACAUUACUGGUCGCACGGGCUUUUCGUGGACGUUUUGGGCGUCCUCCCUAUAAACCUUCUGAUUCUUUGGCUGUUCCCGACUUCGACCGAGCUCGUCUUCAUGGCGCUGACGAGAUUGAACAGGCUGUUGCAAUUGUACAGGUUAUUUCCGUUUUUGUUUUCCCGCGAUUUGAGUGGUAAGACGCCCAAGUGGGUUGCGCUGAAGUUCGUACCUCUUAUUAUUUUGACCGUUUAUACGCUGUCUCUGUUGGUAUUGGAAAUGUCUUGUAAUAUAGGAGACUAUGAAGAAACCGAGGUCACCGUCGCAGGCCUGUUUUGCUACCAGAACUCUUGGAUAUACAAGUCGAAAUUCAUGAAACCUUUCAAUGCCGGCAGAACGUUGAUUAUUAUUAUGUUCCAAACAACGGCAUCUCUCACGGGAAUCGCCAUGAGCGGAUACCAAUGCGAAUCCGUUCCGGAUUGUAAUUUUAUAUGGUUGCAAUGCACCUUGGGUCACAUUAUACGCCUCUUUUUCAUUUCGCAUUUCGCCGCCGUCCAUUUGAAUGCCAAUUUCCGAGAGGCAUUUUACCAGAGGCAAAUGAGAGAUCUGGUCAGCUUUUUGAACUUCCACAAGAUCGGGGCCGCCGUUAAGAACGAGGUGGUGCACCAUUUCGAACUGGUUUGGAUGAAAAACAAAGGGCAAGAUUUGCAAAAUGUUACCAAAGAUUUACAUUACGCUCUACAGGGCGAUAUACUGUUUGAAGCCUACGCUCCGAUACUUAAAAAGUCGGAAAUAUUUGCGAACGCCGACACGUCGUUCGUUCACAGUUUGCUUAUGCAAACUAUGCAUCAAAAUUAUCUAAACAGAGGCAUAAUUUCACGAGUUAAUGACAUCCAGGAGAAUAUUUAUAUAACACUACAGGAUAACGUGGAAGUAUUGGGACCCGAUCGCAAUCGUCUCCUGCUGCUUCCGCCAGGAAGCAUGUUCGGAAAUUUAGACAAAACGCCAAGGAGCCGUAUGACAUUGACAAUGGUCGCGCGUGGCCAUACUGCUGUUUUGGCAAUAAAAACCCUGGAUUUUUAUCAGACCAUGUCAUCGUUCAAAAGGUUCCAAACGAAUUUCUUGCAGAGGACUGCGAUCCAUGUGGACUAUUUGCCAGGAGGACCUAUCCAGAAAUACGUAGAAAAGGAGCGAUUAAAUCAGGAAGAAAUUGGUCGAAGAUCCAGAUUGUACUGUUUACUGUUUAAUGUUAAAAAACCCGGAAAUUUUAUUUACAUUUGGGAAAUAUUACUGGCAUUAACAAUAGCCAUCUUUUCAAUCCCCAUGGAAUCGUUUCAUCUUUGCGUGAAAUAUCCCGGUGUUGUUAUAACAACGUUGUUAUACCUGUUGGACCUACUGUACGUUCUGCAAAUAUACCUGAAGUUUAAAACUUGUUACGAGGAUGAAUACGGCAUUCUUAUAAAAGACAAGAAGAAAAUUGUCAACAGGUACUUGAAGAAUCCGCUCGGUUUUACUUUAGACUUGGCGAUCAUUUUUCCGUUUGAAAUAAUCAGUAUCUUCUUUAUUAAUAAGAACUACUUCUGGACGAUUUGGAGUUUUUCAAGGACUAACAAACUGAUAAAGAUUUAUUUUGUGGUGGACCUGUUAAGAAAGAAAAGAAAGCAGUUGAGUGCCAGCAUAUUUUCUAUUAACUUGAUCUACAGUUUGUUUUGCUUAGAAAUGUUUAUUAUGAUGGUGUCAGUUUUGCUUGCAAACGUCUCAUGUUUUUAUCCUGACUACAAUUUCGUAGUAUUUGACGAUCAAAGUCAGAGUACGCUGUUCAAAUGUAACUGGCAUAACGAACCGUUUUCUCUCAAAUUACUUGCCUUUUUUAAUUUUAAUCGAAUCGUCAUUGGUUGCAUAACUUCGACGGGAUUGCCAAAUGUUUUCCCCGAUCACUCGAUAUUGUUAAUUCUAAUGUUCUUUUUAAUGAUAUUCUGUAAAAUGAUCUUUUUAUUCUUCUCAUCGGCAACAUUGUCUAAUUUAUUUGCGAAAAACAUGAGUCUUUUAAUGUUCGCUAACGACGCCGACGAACUGAUGACGUAUAUGAAAAGAGAACGAGCCUCUAUAGGUCUAGUGCAACAGAUUUGGAAUUACAUCUGGUUGUUGUGGAAAAAUAAUCAAGGGGAGCAAAUGCCUAGUUUACUGGAGCGCACUCCGUAUUAUCUGAAAGAGGCGAUUUUGAAUUCCUUAUUUGGUUAUCACUUGCAAAACCACCCGGUACUUGGCCGUUUUCAUUUAGAUCUAUUAAGACAAAUGGCUGCUUCAUUUAAACAACGAAUUUAUUGUGCUGGGGACACCAUAACUUUUGCUAACGACCUUGACGAGAAAAUGUACUUCAUCCACGACGGCAUUGUUGAAGUUAUCAACGAAGACUCUAUGACAACCGGGAGGGUACCGAAACAAUUGACAGAUGGUGAAAUGUUUGGUCUUGAACAGGGACUUAAUCCAAGAAAAGGACAUUUUUAUACGUACAGAGCAAAGAAAUAUUCGGUUAUAUUAAUGCUAGGUUACCGUUCGUGGUGUCAUUUGUUACAAUUUUUUCCUGCAUCUCAAGCUAUAGCACAAAGUUUGGGUUUAUUGGCAGCCAAAGAAGACAGUAUAUGAGAUGCGACAGGACAAUUAAGUUUGUUAUA
Molecule: messenger RNA, 6136 nt
Organism: Agrilus planipennis (emerald ash borer)
Lineage: Eukaryota; Metazoa; Arthropoda; Insecta; Coleoptera; Buprestidae
Exons: 5
Coding region: 54-6107 (2017 amino acids)
Molecular function (GO): protein-containing complex binding
Source: RefSeq, a predicted model, not a curated record